This is a messenger RNA of Dichomitus squalens LYAD-421 SS1, 246 nucleotides long. RefSeq lists its product as uncharacterized. The transcript has 4 exons. The record is from RefSeq and is a predicted model, not a curated record. Lineage: Eukaryota; Fungi; Basidiomycota; Agaricomycetes; Polyporales; Polyporaceae. The coding region runs from base 1 to 246 and encodes 81 amino acids.
AUGGCAAAGGAACAACCACGUGGUCGGAAUAAGGCGUCCUCAACUCCUCAAUCAGCUCCCCUCUCCUCGGCUCUAAGAGCUCGCUCAAACAGGCGGCGUCGCGGGGGCGCAGAGGAUGACCGGAUCCUAGAAGGUGUAGAACCAACUCCAGAAUCCGAUCAGGAAUCUGCCCAAGGCGACGACCCUUUUACCGACGCGUCUUCCGAUGAAGGGGACGCCGAGGACGCGGAUGAUGCUUCCGAUUAA